Molecule: messenger RNA, 2845 nt
Organism: Tachyglossus aculeatus (Australian echidna)
Lineage: Eukaryota; Metazoa; Chordata; Mammalia; Monotremata; Tachyglossidae
Gene: FIRRM
Product: chromosome 16 C1orf112 homolog
Exons: 24
Coding region: 72-2699 (875 amino acids)
Source: RefSeq, a predicted model, not a curated record
UGGCGCGGGCCGGCCAGGGCCCUGAGGAGACGGUCGUCACCACCCUGCAGGGGCCCUCCGACCUGCCCCGGAUGCUCUCUAUGUAUCAAUGUUCGGACAACUGGACUGAGCACAUUCGUGUUCUGAAGAUUCUUACAGAGAUGUUUCUACCUCACAUCAACCUCUUGGAGUUGGAACAAGCAUUUUUUUCACAUGUAUUACCAAAGACGGUAAAAGUGUUUGACGAUAUGAUGUAUGAAUUAUCCAGCCAGGCCAAGGGACUCUCGAGCCAAAAUUUAGAGCUUCGAACAACCCUGAGGAACAUUUUACAAGCUAUGGUGGAAGUUUUGGGCGCUCUUACAGGAUGUGUGCGCCAUGUCUGCUCCAUCCAGGAGCCCAUCGUUUUAGAAAACAUCCAUAGCCUCCCCUCUUCCGUUAUUCAUGUCAUCAAGAAGACAUUUGUGCAUUGUAAAGACAGCGAGUCUGUGUACUCCGGUCGUCUGCACCUCGUUUCUGACCUUCUCCAGGCUCUGUUCAAGGAGGCCUAUUCCCUUCAAAAGCAGCUCAUGGAAAUGCUGGACACAGUCUGUAUGGACCCUUCGGUAGCUGAGGAUGAUGUUAUUUUGCAUAUGGUGUCAGUUAUCCAUUCCAUGUUGGAUAUAUGUUCAGUUAUUUCCAGUAUGGAUCAUGCUUUUCAUGCCAACACGUGGAAAUUUGUGAUCAAGCAGAGUCUAAAGCAUCAGCCUGCUAUCGAGAGGCAUUUGAAGCAUAAGGACAUCAUCACUGGCUUGUGUGACGACAACCUCGUCUCUUUCCACUCUUGCUUACAGCUCGCUGAGCAAAUGGCACAGUCAGGGAUGCAGGAUAAUGCGGAUCAAAAACUAUUCCAGAAAACAGUUAAAUUGUGUCGUUUCUUUGCUAAUUCACUUGUACGUUAUACAAAGGAAUUUAUGCCUUUCAUCUCUGAUUCUUGCUGUAAAUUGCACCAGUUUUACCUUCAGAUACACAGCAAGUUUCCUCCCAGUCUGUAUUCCCCAGUGAUUUCGAAAGCACAUCAGGACGAAAUAGCCGGUGUUUUUCUAGUGGCCCUGGAUCCACUCAUCAGCCAGCUCCUUCCAUUCAAGCCUUUUGUGGAAGUGGUGCUAGGGGAUAAAUUAGGCCUCUCUUCAGAGCAGCAACUUCCACAGUGUUUACUUCUGGUUACCAUCAUGGAUAAACUUUCCUCUCAGCCAGAGGAUGUUCAAACGCUUUGGUGCUCCGGAAACCAGUUUUCAGGAGAAACGACUAGGUUGAGUCUUUUCAGAGCCCUUUUUGGCAGUUUUGAGCAGUGUUCUGGUGAACUCGCUCUACCUGUUUGUUUGCAGGGAGUGAUGAGUAGAGGGCAAGCCGAAGUCGCAGUCACCCUGUAUCAGCACGUCUGCGUCCAUUUAUGUACCUUCAUUACUUCUUUUCACCCUUCACUGUUUCCUGAGCUGGAUGCCUCUUUAUUGGAUGCCGUGCUUAGUUACAGCACUGUUACCUCUUUACUGGCUAUGGAUGCAUGGUGCUUUCUUGCCCGAUAUGGGACUGCUGAACUCUGUGCCCAUCAUGUGUUCAUUAUAGCCCAUUUGAUCAAGUCCUGCCCUGGAGAGUGUUUCCAGCUCUCUAACUUGUCAGUGUUGCUCAGGCGCAUGGUUUUCCUCAUGGCCGCAGGACACCAGAGAGAUUUCCUCCAAAAGUUCCCCCCCAAAGAAGAGGAGAACUUGCCUUUGUGGCAGUAUAUUUCCUUCAAGGCCUUUCCUCUUGAUCUGAGGAAACAAAUAGUAAGUGAGGUCACCCAAGAGGCGAUCGCACAGUGUAAGAAAUGGAUCAACGGCAAGCGGGUCUUGGGAGACCUAGAGCCUGUGAAUGCAGCCCUUUCCGUUUUGCUCAACGUGUGUAACUCUGCCGGCGACACUCUGGAGACAGAGGUGCAGUCAGCAGUCCUGGGCCUUGGGAGCCAGCUCUGGGCUCUCCUCCACAUUAAACAGGUCUCAAGUCAGCCUUCGGUUCAACAGACAUUCUGUCUUUUGCUGCCACUCUUUGGAUUUUUCAUCCACCUCGUAGACCCUCAGCUGAUAAAUCAGGUGGUCACCCUUCAGACUUCACUUCUCCAGUUGGAUCCCCCUGACUACGUGCACUUGGCAGGACUGGAUUUAGCUGCUUCUUUAGGGAAACUCCGUAUCCCACCAGAUAUCCAGGAUGAAGUAGGGUCCAGUUUGGCCUGCCUUUUCGCCACCCUGUUGAACGAUAAGAGUUGGCUCAUACAGCAGCAUGCUUUGGAAGCAUUUACUCAAUUUGCAGAGGGAACAAGCCACGAAGAAAUUGUGCCCCGGUGCCUCAACUCAGAAGAACUGAAGAGUAAAGUUGUGUGCUUUCUGGAUAAGGUAAGACUUCCAGAUGAAACCACAGAAGCAAGAGCAGAACGUGUGAAACAAGAAAGUGGUGUAGUAAAUCAGCACUUGGUUGAAAUGAAGACUGAAGAAACGAGGUCGGAUUUUCAGCCCAGUGCCAAGCGCCCCUGCCAGGAACGACCCCUUGAAGAGCAGUUGAAGACAGCGUUGCUGACGGCCGACGAGGCCCUGGCCACGGUGCAGUUGCUGCUUCAGAAGAUCCCCGCCCCCGGCUGGCUCCCCGGGACGCUAGAAAAGCUCCAGGCAAGGAUCGCUAACUUAGGAAAAAAUGCAGUGGGAGGGCAGUAGCUCAGUGGGGACAGAGGGGUUGAGUUAGGCGGCUUAACCUGGGAUUCACGCUCUUUGGAGAGGAAGCCCCGGUUAGAGAGUCCGGCAUUCCCAUCUGUGAAUUUUUAUAAGGAAAAUAAAGUCUCUCGCUGACGGGAGAACAGGCA